AUCAUCGUAAAGUCGAACCCUUAAACCCUAACCCUGAUCGUGAAAGUGUUGAUCUUUCUUCUAUUUCGUGAACUCCGAUAGUCACUCGGCGCUUCAGAAUAUUCUCCAUGCUCGCGAAAUGCAACCUCGCUUCAAUGCCUUCCCUCACCUUCCCAAUCAGUUGCAGAACAACUCUACGAUCUCUCCACAGGGUUUUUCUCCUAAUAUUUCCAUGGCAAAUUCUUUCAAUAUGAUACCAAACUCCAUGCCAUUGCAACCUCAAUUGGGUAUUGUCAACCCCCAGAUUUCAAUGCCACUAAAUAAUUCCAAUACACCUUUGGGAAAUGGCAUGGGUAUGCCCCAAUUGGGCUUUGGUCUGCAGAACCCUAUGCACAACUUGAGUGCUGUACCCAUGUUUAUGAAUCAAGUCAAUCCAAGUCAGCCACCAGUGCAGAUGUUUGCUAACAAUUUCUCAAGUAUGAGGCCUCAACAGCUGAAUCUGGGAUUGCCUAAUGGGCAGUUCUGUGUGCAGAAUAUGAACCAUAUUUUACCUAUGCAAAUGUCGAAUCCUCCUCAAGUUGUUACUCAGCAACUUAAUCAAAACAUGGGUCAUCAAAAUCCUGCCUUUUAUGGCAAUCGUCCAUUUGGUUUAGUGCAUACCAAUCAGGUUGGACAGCAAGUUAACCAACAUCAGCAAAACUUGGUUAUGCCCAUGGCAGGUAUGAAUGCAAACCCAUCUUCACAAGUGGGCUCUAGUUCAGUUCGACAGCAGCAAACUCAGAACUUCAGACCUCCUGUUUCUAUGGGCUCCCAGGGGAAUCCUGUGAACAUGGGCCGGAACUAUACUUCAAAUCCCAACGGGAAAUCCUUUCCAGGCAAAAACUUCUCAAGAAAUCCAAAACAAGAGGGACAUCAAGGAAGGUUUCAAAAGUCUCAAUCCCAUCAAGUGCAUAGUGCAAAGAGGAAAUUUGGGUUUUCUAAUGAGCAGAAAGGAACAGGUCGAAAUGCCAAGAGGGAUGCAAAAUUUGUUUUAACCAAUUCUAUGAAUCAAGCUAGGGAAAAUAAAAGAUCUCUAGCGUUGAACUAUACCGAGCAAGAAAUUGGACAAUGGCUUGCAGAACGUAGGAAGAACUACCCGUCAAAAGUGAAUGUAGAGAAGAAACUGACCAGAAAGGUAAUGGACUCUGAGAUCAUUGACAGAGAGGUUCAGUUACGACGUGAGCAACUCAAGGAGAUUUUAGCAAAGCAGGCCGAGUUGGGAGUUGAAGUUGCAGAAAUACCUGCACACUAUCUGGUGGGCUCGGAAAAUAAAGGGGAUGAAAGGGGUGAGAACAGACCGCCAUUGCCUAAGAGGGGUAAAUUUCAAAACAAGCAUGAUAAAAGAGGGAAGUUUAAUAAGAGAGGUCACUUCAACAAGAAGCAGAAGUUUGCAGGAAAAGAUUCAUCUAAUAACUCCUCAUUACACAAAAGCAAGCCAACUCUUCUGCAGAAGCUUUUGAGUGCAGAUAUAAGGAGAGACAAAAGGCAGUUGUUACAGGUUUUCCGUUUCCUGGAGAUGAAUUCAUUUUUUGAGAAUUCUCCGGGGAAGCCUUUGAGAUUUCCUUCAGUAAUUAUUAGAGAAACUGGUUUUGAGGUUGAUGUAGGUGAAGGAAUUUCCUCUCUUGCAAGCAAAGAUGUCUCUGGAGGCAGCAGCGAAGCAAUAGCUGAAAACUUUGAUGGUGCGAAUGAUGAUGAUGAUGUGGAUGAUGGCGCUGACAGUGACGUUGUUGAAGAUGAAGAUGAUGAUGAAGACUUGGCACGGACAGGUCAAGCGGAUGAUAUUGUCAAUGGCACUGGGGAUGAUACCAAUAAACCUGACGAAGAGGGUGAAAUCAUCUACUAGGAUUCCGUUGCUCGUGUCAACAAUUGCAUUACUCAACUGUGCCUUGUGGCUGGCGGGGGUAUUAUUUUCAAAAUCAAAGUUUCCGGACAAAUUGAAGACUUUCAAAUGCAUUGAACCAACCAAAGUAUGUAAUCGUAAGACUGUCCUCCGGUUGAGUGGCAGGCUCUCCAUCAUCCCUGCUCAUUGGUUUGAAUCCCCUACCUCCAAAAAUCAAUGUCAUUAAGAACUUGUUUAUAUAACUUUCCCUUUCUGUGAUCCAUUUUAUCAUACAGCAGGUGUUUUGUUUUCUCACACCAAGUGUUGGUGUUUAUUUGAGAGUCUAAGACUAUAAUGCGCUCCCUGGACUAACACAUCAAACUCCUUGUAUAUGUUGAUUAUUUUUUAAAGCAUUUGUUGGUCUA
Messenger RNA from Tripterygium wilfordii, 2262 nucleotides. RefSeq lists its product as uncharacterized. Gene Ontology annotation, molecular function: RNA binding. NCBI's taxonomy places the organism in Eukaryota, Viridiplantae, Streptophyta, Magnoliopsida, Celastrales, Celastraceae. The transcript is spliced from 8 exons. The coding region runs from base 119 to 1861 and encodes 580 amino acids. The record is from RefSeq and is a predicted model, not a curated record. Gene Ontology annotation, cellular component: nucleus. Gene Ontology annotation, biological process: box C/D snoRNP assembly.